AUGGUUUCAUACAGCACGCUAGCGAUCAGCAUAUGGGCUACUGUAAAAGCUGUAUGGAGGGGCGAUAGUCCUUUCGCGGGCUACACUGCGAUGCACCCAGUCAAUGAAGAAGGAAAAUAUGUCAUCCAGGCCGAGGGCAUCCGGCUGGCUUUCACGAAUCUCAAUGGAGGCGCCCCAACAAAUCUAUGGAUUAAUGAUACAAAUGGUAAUGAAAUUGAUGUACUCCUUGGUUUGGAACAGGCCAGAGACUACGCAAAUUAUACUGGACUUCUUGGAGGAGCAAUUGGACGCGUGGCUGGCCAUAUUAGCGGAGCAAAAUUCGAUGUCGAUGGCCAUACUUAUCACUUGUCUGCCAACGGCAACAACGGCACCAGUACCUACGACGGUGGAGCUCGUGGCUGGUCACGCAUGGCUUUGGAUGUUGGAUCGCACACGAAGAAUAGUAUCACGUUUGCCGUAUUCGACCGGCCUGGCAAAAAUGGAUUCCCAGGCAGUUGCGGCUCGAGUUUAACUCAUUCCGUCUAUCCAAACGAGUGGCGGAUAUCAUAUGGUGUAACGCCAUCGAGGACGGAUCAUGCCAUUCCUAUAAGCCUGAGUCAUCAGACUUUCUGGAACCUGGACGGAUUUGCUACCGGCACUGUUUCAGAGCAGACUCUCCAUCUACCGUUCUCGGGCAUGCGUCUGGAGCAGGACGAUCAUGGCAUCCCUACAGGCGAUAUCAAGGGCAACAUAAAGGAUUCCUGUCAUGACUUUUGGUCAAGUCCAAAGGUCUUGGUUACGCGCCGUUCGCCAUGGGAAAAGGACUCGAAUCCGGUCGCGACGCUCUCAUCGCCGAGAUCUGGUAUAAAAGUCGACCUGUACACUGAUCAAGAGGCCAUUCGCUUGCUGACUUGGGACGGUGGCAUGGAUUCAAACCUCACUUUGAAGUCGGCACAAGGCGGAGCUAAAGUCGUCCGAAACGCCGCAUUAUCAAUUCAGAUGCAGGACUGGCCGGAUGCCUUACGUCCUUGGUUUACUCCUGUCCACUGA
Pestalotiopsis fici W106-1 is the source of this 1029-nucleotide messenger RNA. RefSeq lists its product as uncharacterized. The transcript is spliced from 6 exons. Gene Ontology annotation, biological process: glucose metabolic process; beta-D-galactose catabolic process via UDP-galactose, Leloir pathway. The coding region runs from base 1 to 1029 and encodes 342 amino acids. The record is from RefSeq and is a predicted model, not a curated record. Gene Ontology annotation, molecular function: aldose 1-epimerase activity; carbohydrate binding. NCBI's taxonomy places the organism in Eukaryota, Fungi, Ascomycota, Sordariomycetes, Amphisphaeriales, Sporocadaceae.